Messenger RNA from Myotis lucifugus (little brown bat), 3802 nucleotides. It is a transcript of the gene SLC2A13, whose product is annotated as solute carrier family 2 member 13. NCBI's taxonomy places the organism in Eukaryota, Metazoa, Chordata, Mammalia, Chiroptera, Vespertilionidae. The record is from RefSeq and is a predicted model, not a curated record. Gene Ontology annotation, molecular function: myo-inositol:proton symporter activity. Gene Ontology annotation, cellular component: membrane. Gene Ontology annotation, biological process: transmembrane transport.
CCCGCCUUCGUGUACGUGGUGGCGGUCUUCUCCGCGCUGGGCGGCUUCCUGUUCGGCUAUGACACCGGCGUGGUGUCGGGGGCCAUGCUGCUGCUCAAGCGGCAGCCAAGCCUGGACGCGCUGUGGCAGGAGCUGCUGGUGUCCAGCACGGUGGGGGCGGGCCCGUCUCGGGCGCUGGCGGGGCGGGGGCCUUGAACGGGCGUCUGGGGGCGGCCGCGCCUCCCAUCCCUGCUGGGCAGUGCCCUCCUCACCGCGGCUUCCCCGGGGCUGGCCGGGGCGAACAACAAGGAGACCUUGCUCGCCGGCCGCCUGGUCGUCGGGCUUGGCAUCGGCAUUGCUUCUAUGACGGUGCCAGUGUACAUUGCUGAGGUCUCACCACCCAACUUAAGAGGUCGAUUAGUCACCAUUAAUACCCUCUUCAUCACAGGAGGCCAGUUCUUUGCAAGUGUUGUUGAUGGAGCCUUCAGUUAUCUCCAGAAGGAUGGAUGGAGGUACAUGUUGGGACUUGCAGCGAUUCCAGCAGUCAUACAGUUUUUUGGCUUCCUCUUUUUACCUGAAAGCCCUCGAUGGCUUAUUCAGAAAGGACAGACUCAGAAGGCCCGUAGAAUUUUGUCUCAGAUGCGAGGCAAUCAGACCAUUGAUGAAGAAUAUGAUAGCAUCAAAAACAACAUUGAAGAAGAGGAAAAGGAAGUUGGUUCAGCUGGACCCGUGAUCUGCAGAAUGCUGAGUUACCCCCCCACUCGCCGAGCUUUGAUUGUGGGUUGUGGCCUACAGAUGUUCCAACAGCUCUCAGGCAUUAACACUGUCAUGUACUACAGUGCAACCAUCCUGCAGAUGUCUGGCGUUGAAGAUGACAGACUCGCAAUAUGGCUGGCUUCAGUUACAGCCUUCACAAAUUUCAUUUUCACACUCGUGGGAGUCUGGCUUGUUGAGAAAGUGGGCCGCAGAAAGCUUACCUUCGGAAGUUUAGCAGGUACCACCGUAGCACUCAUUUUCUUUAUUCUUGCUUUGGGGUUUCUGCUCUCGGCCCAGGUUUCCCCACGCAUCACUUUUAAACCAAUAGCUCCGUCAGGUCAGAAUGCUACUUGCACAAGAUACAGUUACUGUAAUGAGUGUAUGUUGGACCCAGAUUGCGGAUUCUGCUACAAGAUGAACAAAUCCACCAUCAUUGACUCCUCCUGUGUUCCAGUUAAUAAAGCAUCUACAAGUGAAGCAGCCUGGGGCAGGUGUGAAAAUGAAACCAAAUUCAAAACAGAAGAAGUAUUUUGGGCAUAUAACUUCUGCCCUACUCCAUAUUCUUGGACUGCACUUCUGGGCCUUAUUUUAUAUCUCGUUUUCUUCGCACCUGGAAUGGGACCAAUGCCUUGGACUGUGAAUUCUGAAAUAUAUCCUCUUUGGGCAAGAAGUACAGGAAAUGCAUGUUCAUCUGGAAUAAAUUGGAUUUUCAAUGUUCUGGUUUCACUGACAUUUUUACACACAGCAGAGUAUCUUACAUAUUAUGGAGCCUUCUUCCUCUAUGCUGGAUUUGCUGCUGUGGGACUCCUUUUCAUCUAUGGCUGUCUUCCUGAGACCAAAGGGAAAAAAUUAGAGGAAAUUGAAUCGCUCUUUGACAACAGGCUCUGUACAUGUGGCGCUACUGAUUCUGAUGAAGGGAGAUAUAUUGAAUAUAUUAGGGUAAAGGGAAGUAACUACCAUCUUUCUGACAACGAUGCUUCUGAUGUGGAGUAAUUUUCAACUGCUGAUAUAUGUGGUUAUUAAACAAACUUGGGAGGAAAAAGCAGCAAUUGGUGACCUCACUGCCCUGCUUCUAAUCUGGUUCUUUCCACAGUCCAGUUUUGGAUGACUUCUUAUUCUAAAAUCCUUGAUUAGGAGGAAGAUACAAUCAUGUUGACACUUCUUUUCGUAAGUUGAAAUGUAAAAAAAUAUAUAUUUACAGAGAUUUUAAAAUAAUAAUCAUUGAACAACUGUGUGUAAUUCCUUCCUGAGAUAGUCUAAAAUGAAUAUUGUAUUCAGUGAUUUCAGUGGUAUCCUUUUUUCCUAAGACCAUAUAUAACUAUUAGUGGCAAUUAAGUCAGUACUAAUCUAGCUGAAUCAUGUAUGUGAUAUAAAGAAGCAUUCUAGGAUAUGGUCUAAGAUGUUUUCUAUCAAAACCUGGCCUAUUGGCCCUAAAUUUUCCAAGGACAAGUAUCUUAUCUGUGAUCAGCUAUUCGAAAGUAAAUUCCAUUAAGCUUUCAUCAACAAAUUCAAGUGCCUCCUACUUGGGCACAGCUGUCUUAUCUCCUCUGGAUUCCACAUUUUGGUUUCUCGUUCCAAGUCAGAUCUUGAUUGUUCUUCAGAAAUUGACUCCACACAGGAUCUUUUGAACAUUAUGAAAAGCAGGUCUUUUGGGGUAUAUUUUCAUACAUAUUUUUUGCAUCAGUGAUAAGUGUACAUUUGCACAGAUAAGCUAGCAAGUUUUGAUAAGUAUAUUUUAUUGCUAGAAACGUCAGAAAGAAAAGAUUUUUAUGGAUCCCUAAUUGAGUUAGUCACUUAGGUAUGGAACUAUAAAUAUAAAUAGCACUAGAUCUUCAACAGCAUUUCAGGGUUGGUUUUUGUACAUGCCAAAAUCACUUGAUACUCACCACACCUUUGCACAUCAAUUCUUAAGUCCUAUGUGUGCCUUCAUUUGUGUUAUAUACAUAGCUGCCAUCAGACUAUUUCUCCCUUCUUUUAUUCAAAUAAUUUCUGAAACAAAAAAGGAAGAAAAUCAGUGACAAAUAAUACUGCUAUUGUUGCUAUUUAUUUAGAUAGUGGGACUUAUUUUUAAGUUAUUUUAACUUUUUAUUAAUUUUCCUAAGGGUAUUGUCACUUUUUUUUUUUACUUAAUAGUACUUGUCUUUUUUUUUACUGUAAGAGCAUAAACUAAUUUUUUAUUUUGCACACCCUUUCUCAUUUUCCCUGACAAUUUACAUCCCCUACUAUCCCCCCCAAAACAACACAUAGAUUUGUCUGUGGAUGUUUCCUUUUACUCAUGUUUAACUUGAAUUUUUUCCCUUCUUGUCUAAAAAUUGUAGUUUACUAUAGGAAUAGAUUAAUGAUUCUCAUAUAGCACACAUCUUUAAGAAAUGUUGACUUUCUGCAUUUCUAUGUCUUUUCAGAGUUUAUUGGUUUUUAUGUUCCUUCAUCAAUGAACUCUAAUUUUUGUUUUUAUAUAUUAAGAACUAUACAAUAUAUACAAAGUUACUUGCUAGUUCCAGUGAAAUUCUGAAUGACUCUUCUUUGGCCAGCUAUGAAUGCAUAAGUUUGAUGCAUUUUAACAUGGCUCUAAACAUCUAAUAAGGUAUUCUUGGGAGUGAAAAGGUGGCUAUCGCUAAAUUCAUUGUGUUUCUGCCAGUCUCCAAGAUGUUUUUUCUUCUCUUUAAGUCUGACUUGUUCACAUCACAAUGUCAAAGCUGAGAAUGUAGCCAAAAAGAUUCAUUCUCUAAGUCACCAGGGGUGUGUGAUAUGUGCUUUAAUGGUCACUUUACUGGUAAAAAAAUGUUCUUGCUUUGAUCAUUACAUAUAAUAAAACAUUUAUUUGACAGAGUGUUUUUUUCCUUGAAUUAGGUGCUUUGACAAUUGAUUUCUCAAUGGAUGUUAAUAUUAAUUUGUCCCAUAAGAGCAGAUGUGAUUUCAUAGAGAAAUUUAUUAUUCUAUUGACAUUUCUUAUCUAUGUAACAUUUCAUAAGGUAAAGUGAAAUGGAAAGGGAAGGGUCUGUUGUAUAUUAAAAUCAAAAUAUGAUGGAGAGAAAAGAUAUUUAGACCAAUAAAGUACUCACCUUAA